ACUCUUAAGGACGAAUUCAACGUGCUAGUUUCUUGUUGGUUUCUCAAUUCUCAUAUAUACACGUACAAAAACACGAGAUUAUACAUCGAUAUACCCUAUACAAAACCCUUCCAAUCAAACAUUAAACAAAAUUGUUACCUUUCCAACGUUAGCAUUUCACAAAAACCAGGGAUUUUGAUUUUGAUUUUGAUUUUGAUUUUAAUUUUCCUCCAAAAUGGAACCCAGUUCCAUAGAGCUGAAACUCAUUUCCUGCAAAAAUCUCCAAGCCUUCAACUUCUUCCAAAAACUCACCCUCUACGCAUUCGUCACCAUCGCCACCGACGACACCGCCACGAAACUCACCGAGCAAGAAUCGCAGCCGCAAAAGACCCCGACCGACAGGGACAGCGACGACGGAAGCAACCCUGAAUGGAACCACGAAGCGCGUUUCGAUCUGGGGUUUCUCUCCAAACGAGGCUCUGCCGUGGUGAAUCGCCUCUUCCUCAAAUUCGAGUUCCGCCACGACGGCGUCAUCCUCGGUGAUAAGCUCAUCGGAGAGUGCCGCGUGCCGAUGUCCGAUCUGAUCCGUGAUGUUGCCGGCGUGAAGCGGUUUGUGAGCUAUGAGGUUCGUUCCGGCGAGGGUAAACCCAAUGGAACGUUCAAUUUCUCGUACAGAUUGGUGGGGAUCGGGAACGGGAACGGGAAUCACUCGUCUCAGAUCCUCGAUGGGAGAAUCUCCGGGUACCCUGUUCUGGCUCCGGAGGAUCACGCUCCGGUGCAAUAUCCAAGAUUGGAGAUCGAAACCCCUUGUUGCUACGACCCGGUUUAUCCUGUUCAGGAGGGAAUACACUAUCCUCCCUCUGUGGCGGCGCGGCCUCCGCCGCCGCUUGUUCCGUAUCCGCCGUCAGGAGAAUGUUAUGAUUAUUACCCGCCGCCACCGCCGGAGUUUUCACGGCCGCCUCCGCCGGAGUUUUCACGGCCGCCUCCGCCGUAUCCGUACCCUCCUCCGCCGCAGCCUUACAUGGAUUAUAGGCCUGGGCCCAGCCCUUGGCCACCAGGCCCAUAUUUUGAGCAGAGGUGGUGAUUGAUUAGGCCCAAUAGUGGGAUGACUGCUUUCUUUUUGGAAAAAGUAUGAGGCCCAUGUUUUUGAAAGUGGAUUUUAUUAAGGAAAUUUUCUUGUAAACAAUUUUCUGUAAUAGAAGAAUUUCUUUAUUGCUUGUUAA
Molecule: messenger RNA, 1202 nt
Organism: Lotus japonicus
Lineage: Eukaryota; Viridiplantae; Streptophyta; Magnoliopsida; Fabales; Fabaceae
Product: formin-like protein 20
Exons: 1
Coding region: 215-1063 (282 amino acids)
Biological process (GO): defense response
Source: RefSeq, a predicted model, not a curated record